This is a messenger RNA of Desarmillaria tabescens, 1482 nucleotides long. RefSeq lists its product as uncharacterized. Bases 95 to 1243 code for a protein of 382 amino acids. NCBI's taxonomy places the organism in Eukaryota, Fungi, Basidiomycota, Agaricomycetes, Agaricales, Physalacriaceae. The record is from RefSeq and is a predicted model, not a curated record. Gene Ontology annotation, molecular function: protein binding; metallopeptidase activity; translation initiation factor activity. Gene Ontology annotation, cellular component: cytosol; eukaryotic translation initiation factor 3 complex; cytoplasm. The transcript has 5 exons.
AAAGCAGUGUAACAUUAUUUGUCUGUGCUUAGUACCGCCCUCUUUUUUCGCUCGUCGUUAGUCGCGUCGUCGUCAACGUUCUUGCAUAGUCAAUAUGGCCGCCCCUUCGAUGGCUGAGGCUCUUGCGGCCUCUCUACCAGCUCAGAGCUCAACACCGACACCAGCACCGCCCACGUACGAGGCUAUACCAGCUUCCAUGUCAAAAGUUAUCGAUAUUGAGGCGGACAUACCACUAACCUGUGUUCAGUUGGAUGGGAUGGUCGUUUCCAAAAUUCUAAAACACGCUAGGGAGGCACCUGCUACUUCCGCCCAUGGUCUGCUAUUAGGGCUCGAUCUUGAUGGCACCCUUGAAGUGUCCAAUUCUUUCCCUCUCCCUCAUCACAGUGGCGAUGAGGAUGACAAGUCUUCAAAAUUUGCCGCUCGGUAUCAGGCGUCGAUGCUUCGUUCACUCAAAGAAGUUCAAGCAGACGAUAGUGUCGUCGGAUUUUAUCAGGCUACGACGCUGGGCGCAUUCUUCCAUCAAAGUUUGGUCGACACACAGGCUAUACACCAUGACAAACUUCGACAUGGUGGAAUAGUUGUGGUCCAUGGUAUGCACCCGAUACAUAACUCAAACUGCGCGCGGGGUAACGCCUCUUUCCGUGCUUUUCGCUUGACUGCUACCUUCUUGGAUGCGUACAAGACGUCCAACUUCAACACAGCAAGUCUAGUAAGCCACCGCCUAACGUUCUCGACAAUAAUGGAAGAAGUUCCGCUCAAAAUCCGUACCAACCCUCUCCUUAGCUCAUUUUUCGGGUCGCUCUCUGAAAGACACCCCACUGCCCUGUCCAACUCCCCCCCAUAUGCGGCAGCCGAUUCUGCCCUUCCUCCUUCGUUUUCGGUCUUGGACUUGGGCUCGGCAGGUCUGACCAAGAAUUUGGAACAAAUAGCCGAGGCCCUUGACAGCUACCGAACGGAAGAAGGCAAUCUGGCCUAUUUAUCCCGACAAAUUGCUCGAGAGCGUGCACGGGCAGACAACUAUGUAAUGAAACGGAAGGAGGAGAACAUCGCCCGGGUGGCACAGGGUCAGGCGCCUCUUCCGGAAGAGGAUGUAACGCGAUUGUUCAAAAUACCAGCGGAGCCGAGUCGCCUGGAAAGUCUGUUACUGUUAGGUCAGGUGGAUGCGUAUGCAAAGAGUAUGGCAGGGACGGCCAGCAAUGGGCUGGUGAAGAUGUACGCCGCGAGGGCCGGUAGCAACGUUUGAAUAGGCAAUCGUUUGGGCCUGCCUGUGAUAAUCAUACAUGCGGAGCAAUAAUGAUGUUAUUACCACGAGUGCCCCUGGCCAAGGAAAGAAAAAAAACUUUGGUGUGUGAUCUAUUAAUACAAAUCAAUAAAUAAAGGCUCUCUGAGAGCAAAAUCCUUGCCUCACGUUCAUCUUGCAGGAACUCCCCUCCUUUCAUUCCAUUCUUUCAGCCUUCCGUUUAUAAAGACCCCCCCCCCCCC